Messenger RNA from Paramuricea clavata, 1296 nucleotides. The record is from the annotation of a GenBank genome assembly. NCBI's taxonomy places the organism in Eukaryota, Metazoa, Cnidaria, Anthozoa, Malacalcyonacea, Plexauridae.
GGAAUCAGAACCUAUUCUAGAUUGUAACGUUGAAAUUGCUACUGCCACACUAGAAAAUGAAGAGUCUAACCAACAAGGCAACCAGAUUAGACAAAACGAGAUUGACAAUUCAAACGUCUACCCAUUACUGGAUGACCGCUCUCUUCACGAUGACCUGCAAAAUCUUCCUGUAACCAGGUAAUGAAAGUCUUAUACACCGUCUGAAUUACAUUUCUUCCUCCAGGAAACAGGUUGGACUUUCGUUUACACAUGCGCCAGAAACCGCGUAAGCGUGGAGUGCACGUGAGCGCGGGUUAAUCGUGUGACUGAAUUCUUAAAACAAACACCAAAUUUGCCAAAACUACUCGUGUUAUGAAGUUGUUUUCUUGAUCCUUUAAUAUUUCUACGCUCACAAUUUUAGGCAUUUUCAACUUAGAAGUGUUUGCUUUGGAAUAAGAACGUGAAAGUAGAAAAAAACCUCAACCUCGUACCCAGGGUUUUCCCUCUUGAGGAGCGAAGACCCAGGUAGACGCUGGACACGUGAUCUGCUAAAAUCUAGCAGAUUUCUAAUUAACUGUAUUAGUUUUCUUUACGACAAUUAUACAAAAUGCAAAUUAUAAAUUAAACUAUCAAAAUAAUCCAAAUAUCAAAUGUUUAUUUUUAAAAAAAUCUAAAAAUCUGCUAGAUUUUAGCAGAUCACGUGACCAGCGUCUACCAGGGUCUUUCAUUUCGCCGUACAAAUAUACCUGUUUUAUAUGUAUAUCUUUUACGAAGUAAGAUUACAAGUGCAGCUUGACCUUAUUUAAAUUCGUACCUGCCCUAUUUUUGACUCUAUAAAAACUACUUUUAUCCAUGAAGAAACUAUUUGACUUUAAAAAUAAUCUGGAAUUAUGGUGGUGAUAUAGGCUAAUUUCUUUGCAAAUAGUGCCAAAUGUCUAAUGUACUUAGUUUCCUAAUUCACAUAUAUGUAGAAGCAUUCCUUCGCUCUGUAUUUAUUAUUUUUAAAUAUAAUACAAUUUAUUUAUGUCUUUCAGAGUUCUAAAAAUCAGAAGAGUAAAUAUCAUGCAAGACAUGAUUGAGAAUUUUAAAGAGAAAUCGAUUAUGCAGAUCCACGUCAAAGUCGUUAUGAUUAAUUCGUUCGGAAAAGAAGAGUUGGGCGUUGAUGAUGGCGGUGUCUUUCGUGACGCUCUUUCUGCCUUUUGGAGUUCGUUUUACGAUUCAUGCAUGGUUGGAGAGGAAGAAAGAGUGCCCGUAGUCAGACAUGAUUUUAAAGAAGAAGAAUGGGAGGCGAUAGCGCUAAUUCUAGUCAAGGGUUAA